Aspergillus calidoustus is the source of this 1851-nucleotide messenger RNA. The record is from the annotation of a GenBank genome assembly. NCBI's taxonomy places the organism in Eukaryota, Fungi, Ascomycota, Eurotiomycetes, Eurotiales, Aspergillaceae.
AUGGUUGAAAAGAAGUACGACAUUGAGGCUCCUGAGCAGUCUCACCACAUCGAAUCCUCCAGCUCUGCUGAGAAGUCUGAUGCUGAGGUUGCUCGCCAGUGGACCGACGACAUCAAGCGCAAGCCAGAGCCAGAGGCUGUCACCAGCACCACGAAACAGAAGAAUCCCCUGGCGGGCCUCACCACCGAGGAGCUGUUCCAGGAUGUCGAAAAGUUCGCCAGAGAAAAGGACCUCGAGCACAUUUUGCCGGAUUUGAAGAAGGGUGCUCUCGUUGCGCAGGAUCCGAAGCGGUUUGAAGACCUCAGCGACCUGACAGAAGAAGACAAAGAGUUUCUUCGCCGUGAAAAGACACACCGAUGGCAUCAGCCGUUUAUGAUGUACUUCAUGACCAUUCUGUGCGCCGGUUCUGCUAUCGUGCAGGGUAUGGACCAGACUGCCGUCAAUGGAGCGCAAGAGUUCUACUUCGAGGAGUUCAACGUGACAAACGAAUGGCUUCGUGGCCUUAUCAACGGUGCACCAUACCUAUGCUCUGCUCUCAUUGGUUGCUGGACGACUGCGCCCCUUAACCGGUACUUUGGCCGUCGCGGAUGUAUCUUCAUUUCCUGCUUCAUCUCCUUUGCUGCCUCCUUCUGGAUGGCUGCUGCGCACACCUGGUGGAACCUCUUGCUCGGCCGUUUCCUCCUCGGUCUCGCUGUCGGUGCCAAGUCCACCACGACUCCUGUCUACGGUGCCGAGUGUAGUCCCGCAAACAUUCGUGGUGCCUUGGUCAUGAUGUGGCAGAUGUGGACGGCGUUUGGUAUUAUGCUUGGAUACAUCGCCUCGGUUGCUUUCAUGGACGUCCAUGUUGAUGGUCUCACCGGUUUCAACUGGAGACUAAUGUUGGCUUCGACUGCCAUCCCCCCCUUCUUUGUCUGCAUCCAGGUGUACUUCUGCCCCGAGUCGCCCAGAUGGUACAUGAUCCGAAACCGCUACCACGAGGCAUUCGACGCCCUGUGCAAGCUGCGGCCCUCGCAGUUGCAGGCCGCUCGUGAUCUGUACUACAUCCACGCUGCGCUCCAGGUUGAGGAGAAACUCCGCGAGGGCAAGCGUCUGUGGCGCGAGAUGUUCCUGGUUCCCCGCAACCGACGUGCCGCCCAGUCGUCCUUCUUUGUCAUGUUCAUGCAGCAAUUCUGCGGCGUCAACGCCAUCAUGUACUACUCCUCGUCCAUGUUUAUUGACGCCGGGUUCAGCCGACGCACUGCUUUGAUCACCUCGCUGGGCUGCGGUAUCACCAACUGGAUCUUCGCCCUUCCUGCAGUGUACACCAUCGAUACCUUUGGUCGCCGGAACCUGUUGCUCACCACCUUCCCACUCAUGUCUAUCUUCCUACUCUUUACGGGAUUCUCUUUCUACAUCCCCAUGGAGACCCACGAAACGGCGCGAGUCGCCUGUGUGGCUACGGGAAUCUAUCUCUACAUGAUAGUCUACUCCCCCGGAGAAGGCCCCGUUCCAUUCACAUACUCAGCCGAAGCAUUCCCCCUCUACAUCCGCGACAUCGGCAUGUCCUUCGCAACCGCCACGACUUGGGGCUUCAACUUCAUCGUCUCGCUCACCUGGCUGCCCCUCGUGAAGGCGUUUAGCUCACAGGGCGCAUUCGGCUGGUACGCGGCCUGGAACGCAUUCGGGUGGGUGACGGCCUACUUCUGUCUCCCCGAGACGAAAGCGCUAUCCCUCGAGGAACUCGAUCAGGUAUUUUCUGUGCCCACGCGCCAGCAUAUUGCGCACUACGCGGAGAUGCUGCCCUGGUACUUUAAGAAGUAUAUUGCGCGCACGGAUGUGCCGCCGCAGAAGCAGCUGUAUGAUUACGAUUAG